AUGGUGGCGUAUCGUGACAUCCGCAGUCCAAUUUUAUUUGAAAUAGCUUGGGAAGUCGUAAACAAAGUCGGAGGGAUAUAUACAGUGAUAAAAUCCAAAGCUCCUGUGACAGUUCACGAAUAUGGCGAUAGGUACACACUUAUUGGUCCACUAUUGGAUAAAGCAGUUGCAGCAGAAGUCGAAAUAGAAGAAGUUACCAAUCCUCACUUUAAAGAAACUCUUGCCGAGAUGUCAAAACAAGGAAUAAGAUGGACCUAUGGUAGAUGGUUGAUUGAGGGCAAUCCUCAUGUAUUAUUAUUUGAUAUAAAUUCAAUAUCUGCUAAACUUGAUGAAUGGAAAGCUGAUUUAUGGAAUGCUACCGGGAUUCCUUCGCCACCAAAUGAUCAAGAAACAAAUGAUGCCGUAUUAUUUGGUUAUUUGGUAGCUUGGUUCUUAGGCGAUUUUGUCGCCCGCGAAAGAAGCAAAUCAGUUAUUGCACAUUUUCAUGAAUGGUUAUCUGGUAUUGCCAUUCCAUUGAUGCGUAAACGUAGAACAGACUUGGCAACAGUAUUCACAACGCAUGCAACAUUAUUGGGUAGAUAUUUAUGUGCUGGUGAAGUUGAUUUCUAUAAUAAUAUACAAAAUUUCUCGGUGGAUAAAGAGGCCGGAAAACGUGGAAUUUAUCAUCGUUAUUGCAUUGAACGUGCUGCAACUCAUUGUGCUGACGUUUUUACGACUGUCAGUCAAAUUACUUCUUACGAGGCUGAACAUUUAUUAAAACGAAAACCAGGUACGGCCUUUUCUUUUUCUGCAGUGCACGAAUUUCAAAAUCUACAUUCAAUAAAUAAAGAAAAAAUUCAUAAAUUCGUCAGAGGUCAUUUUUAUGGACAUUAUGAUUUUGAUUUAGAUAAUACUUUAUAUUUCUUUACUGCAGGGCGCUAUGAAUAUAGAAAUAAAGGUGUUGACAUGUUUAUUGAAUCAUUAGCACCAUGUAAUUCUUCAACGACUGUUGUUGCUUUUGUUAUCAUGCCAGCUGCAACAACUUCUUUUGCUGUUGAAGCUUUAAAAGGUCAAGCUGUCAUUAAACAAUUACAGGAAACUGUAAAUGAUAUUACUGAUAGAAUUGGCCAAAGAAUAUUCGAGAAAGCUGCAAGAUAUGCUGGUGGUGAUAUUAACGAUGCAGUUAUUGAUCCUACGGAAUUAUUAACUACUGAAGACAAAGUAUUAUUAAAACGUCGUGUUAUAGCACUCAGACGUAGCACUCUUCCACCUAUAGUAACACAUAAUAUGGCCGAUGAUGGCGCAGACCCAAUCUUAAUGCAAUUACGCCGUCUAGAACUAUUUAAUAAUAAAGACGAUCGCGUAAAAAUCAUAUUUCAUCCCGAAUUUCUGAAUUCAAGUAGUCCAUUGAUUGGAUUAGACUAUGAAGAUUUUGUACGCGGAUGUCAUUUAGGUGUGUUUCCAAGUUAUUAUGAGCCAUGGGGUUACACUCCGGCAGAAUGCACUGUUAUGGGAUUACCAUCCAUAACAACAAAUUUAUCUGGUUUUGGAUGUUUUAUGGAUGACAUAUUGGAAAAUUCGUCAGAUUAUGGUAUUUAUAUUGUUGACAGGAGAAUGAAAUCCGUCGAAGAAUCUAUUCAACAACUCGCUAAUUACAUGUUACAGUUUUCUCAGAAAACAAGGCGUCAACGUAUAAACCAACGUAAUCGAACGGAAAGAUUAUCAGAUUUGUUGGAUUGGAAGUUGAUGGGUAUGGAUUAUGUCAGAGCGAGAAAAUUGGCGUUGCAUAGAGUAUACCCUGAUUCGUUUGUUGAUGCUGAAAUUAAUAAUUUGGAACAAUAUAAAUUCAAAGUAUCAAGACCUUUAUCUGCACCUGGAUCUCCUAGAAUCCGUGGAGUUAAUG
Molecule: messenger RNA, 1882 nt
Organism: Entrophospora candida
Lineage: Eukaryota; Fungi; Glomeromycota; Glomeromycetes; Entrophosporales; Entrophosporaceae
Source: the annotation of a GenBank genome assembly